Messenger RNA from Trichoderma asperellum CBS 433.97, 1499 nucleotides. RefSeq lists its product as uncharacterized. The record is from RefSeq and is a predicted model, not a curated record. Lineage: Eukaryota; Fungi; Ascomycota; Sordariomycetes; Hypocreales; Hypocreaceae.
UCCAUCUUAUUGGUUACUCCAUUUCAGAAGACUCAGAAGAAAGUCUUACAUUCGCUUGGCGCUGCUCUUUUGAAACACCCAUAACGCGAUCCCAUAACGCCCUACUUUUGCUACCGAAAUAUACUACCGCUGCUUCAAUCAUUUUUGGGGACCACAUCGACGGGACUAGUAGUAGCCUGCUCCAUCUUAUCUCCUUUUGACGAAUUUCGAUAUUCGAUCUUGCUUCAGGGAAUCCCCAGCUUGGAAUACUACUGAUACAUGCCAUCCUGGACUGGGCAGUGAUUCUCGUCUGCUACACGCCCGCUUGAAUCUUCCGCCUUCCUAUUCCACGCCUACCUAUCCCUCUCUUCAUUCCUCUCCUCCUCCUACUACUCUUUUUUCCUUCACACCUACACGACUUAUAUCCUACAACCACCGCCCACAAUGAUACCCUCAUCCGUGAUCUCGCUGCUCUUCGCCGCCCUGACCAUCUCGUCCACCGCCGCCUCGCCAACCGCCCGCUUCAGCCGCCUCGGGCGAGACAAGACGCCCAAAUACUUCAUCGAGCCCGGCGGCAGCCUCGCGCUGGGCCACUACGACAAGCGCUACUUCAAGGCCGAGAUCCCUUACGGCGAGCACCGCGACGUGCUGCGCCAGCUAAUCCGCAGCUACCUCACCACGCUGCACGAGCACGGCGUCGAGACAUGGCUCGCCCACGGCACGCUGCUGGGCUGGUGGUGGAACGGCCAGAUCAUGCCGUGGGACUACGACCUGGACGUGCAGGUGUCCAACAACACCAUGACGUGGCUCGGCGAGAACAUGAACCGCACCGAGCACACCCACGUCUUUGACGGCGUCUCCAAGACGUACCUGCUCGACAUCAACCCGCACCACGUCGACCUCGACCGCGGCGACGGCAUGAACAUCAUCGACGCGCGCUGGAUCGACACCACCAACGGCAUGUUCAUCGACAUCACCGGCGUGCGCGAGCGCGAGGCCGACCGCCCGGGCGUCUGGAGCUGCAAGAACAAGCACCGCUACGGCAGCCAGGACCUGUGGCCCAUGCGCGUCACCGAGUUUGAGGGCGUCAAGGCGCGCAUCCCCUACAACUUUGAGCAGAUCCUGCGCGACGAGUACGGCGACAAGAGCUUGGUCGUCGAGGAAUUCCAAGGUCACCGUUGGGAUCACGACAUUAGCGAAUGGGUCAAAAUGUCCGACGAAGAGGUCAACCAGCGCAAAGAAGAAGAGGAGGCCAGGAAAAAGGAAGAGGAAGAGAAGAAGAAGCAAGGCUAAGAAGGACUAGAGAGAAUCUUCUUUCUUUGAAAUUCUUGCCAUGCAGCCUUUUUUUUUUCUUGGACAAAAUGGCUUCUUUUUUUGUAUACCUUGUUUUCCUCCUCUUUUCUUUAAUCCUUGGUAUAUUCCCUCUACACAUCAUGUUUUCAUUGGAACACAAAAGCGGAAAGAGCAUCGCGGGCGUUUGUUUUUUAUAAUGGCGGGUUUUGAUUUUAUUACCACCUUUU